Acytostelium subglobosum LB1 is the source of this 648-nucleotide messenger RNA. RefSeq lists its product as hypothetical. Gene Ontology annotation, biological process: signal transduction; cell wall macromolecule catabolic process; peptidoglycan catabolic process. NCBI's taxonomy places the organism in Eukaryota, Evosea, Eumycetozoa, Acytosteliales, Acytosteliaceae. The record is from RefSeq and is a predicted model, not a curated record. The coding region runs from base 1 to 648 and encodes 215 amino acids. The transcript has 2 exons. Gene Ontology annotation, molecular function: lysozyme activity.
AUGUUCAAGUACACUGCAAUUAUACUGUCAUUGGUUAUUGUCCAGACUGCUGUUGUUCUCUCGUCCAAGGGUGUAGACAUCUCUGCUGGUUCCACAGUCGAUGAGUUCAAGUGUCUAAAGUCUGAUGGUCACAGUUGGGUUGUUGUUAGAGGAUAUGAGUCUCUUGGUCGUGUCGACACCAAUGGUCCACAUUCAAUCUUGAAUGCCAGAGCUGCUGGUAUUACCAACGUGGACGCUUACAUCUUCCCAUGCACCAGCUGUGGAAAUGGUGCCGGUCAGGUCGAGGAGAUGGUCAAGUACCUAAAGUCAUACAAGGCCACUAUUGGAAUGGUCUGGUUCGACAUUGAGGGACCCGGCACGUACUGGAGCAGCAGCCACACUGACAACCGCAACUUUUUCAACUCAAUGCUGGCAGGCGCCAAGACCGCAGGCGUCAAGGUUGGUGUCUACACCUCUGCCUCACAAUGGGAGCCAAUCAUGGGUAGCUGGGAUGGUGGCAAGGCUCUUCCACUCUGGUACGCUCACUAUGACAACAGCCCAUCCUUCUCGGACUUUAGCUCCUUCGGAGGUUGGACCAAGCCACACGCCAAGCAAUAUGUUGGUUCCACCACUGUCUGUGGAUUGGGAGUUGACCUCGACUAUUACUAA